Molecule: messenger RNA, 4791 nt
Organism: Salarias fasciatus (jewelled blenny)
Lineage: Eukaryota; Metazoa; Chordata; Actinopteri; Blenniiformes; Blenniidae
Gene: gpc4
Product: glypican 4
Exons: 9
Coding region: 529-2202 (557 amino acids)
Biological process (GO): regulation of protein localization to membrane; cell migration; regulation of signal transduction
Cellular component (GO): synapse; extracellular region; plasma membrane
Source: RefSeq, a predicted model, not a curated record
CCCAGAACGAAGCCGCUCCGCUCCGCGUCCUGUCCGGCGACCCACGGCCCGCUGCGCUGCCGCAACAAGAGGAGCAGAACCGGGACAAAGGAAGCUAAACUCCUCUCAGGAACUUCUUCUCCCCUGGUUUAACGUUUCUGUCUCCGUCGAAGCAGCAGUGUGACUCUGAGAUUGCCUUCUUUUUUUUUUUUAAACUCCGGUCCGAAAAACUUUUUUCAAAACUUUUUCUUUCACAUGUUUUAAAAGUGUUUUCGAUCGAGCCUGGAACUCGACAUCGAGCAUACCGGUUCGUGUCUCUUGUUCGGAGGUGUUUUUUUUGUGGUUUUUAUCGCAGUUUCUUCUCUUUUUUCUCUCUGACUUGUGGAGACUUUUGGCCGCAGCAGCUGUGAAUGAAGCUUCCGUCGAGCUGAAGAGGACACUCUGCCGCGGAGCCGCUAGCUUUCUCCCUCUCACACACACACCUGAGGGGUUCUAACGUUCAGAUUUUUAGUGUUUUUAUUAUUAUUAUUUUUUUUCCGACCGGCCGAGAUGAAGCCGCUGCUGCUGCUGUGCGUCGCGUGCGCGCUGCUGGUCUUGUCGGUCUCGAGCACCGCGGAGCAAAAGUUAAAAAACUGCAACGAAGUUCGCGCGGCUUACAGCUCCAAAGGCUUCAACGUCAACGACGUGCCCAACAAAGGCGUCAACGGCGCGCCCCUGAAAGUGUGUCCGCAGGGCUUCUCCUGCUGCACGGUGGAGAUGGAGGAGAAGCUGAGCCAGCAGAGCCACACGGAGAUCAAAGCGCCCGUCUCCCGGCUGAGCACCAACCUGCAAUCCACCUUCAAACAGAAGCACGAACACUUUGACAAGUUUUUCCGAGAGCUUUUGAAAAAAGCCGAGGUGUCGCUACACAACAUGUUCGUCCGGACGUACGGCAUGAUGUACGUGCAGAACGCCGAGCUCUUCAAGAACUUCUUCCAGUCCCUGACGAGGUACUACGUGUCGGGCAGCUCCGCCGUCAACCUGGACUACACGCUGUCGGACUUCUGGGCCGAGCUGCUGGAGCGCAUGUUCCGGCUGGUCAACGUCCAGUACGAGUUCAGCGACUCCUACAUGGAGUGCGUGAGCCGGCACACGGAGCAGCUGCAGCCGUUCGGCGACGUGCCGCGGAAGCUGCGCAUCCAGCUGACCCGCGCCUUCAUCGCCGCGCGGACCUUCACCCGCGGCCUGGGGCUCAUGCCCGAGGUGGUCAACAAGGUGUCCACGGUCAGCGCCUCCCCCAGCUGUGUGCGAGCCGCCAUGAAGAUGCUGUACUGCCCGUACUGCUCCGGCCAAGUGGCCCUGAAGCCGUGCCAGAACUACUGCCUGAACGUGAUGCGGGGGUGUUUGGCCAACCAGGCCGACCUGGACACGGAGUGGAACAACUUCCUGGAUGCCAUGAUCGCCCUGGCUGAGCGGCUCGAAGGUCCGUUUAACUUCGAGUCCAUCGUGGAGCCCAUCGACGUGAAGAUUUCUGACGCCAUCAUGAACAUGCAGGAGAACAGCAUGCAAGUGUCUCAACAAGUCUUCCAAGGAUGCGGGACCCCAAAGCCCAGCACGGCCUUCCGUUCCGCUCGUUCAGUGAAAGAAACCAGCUUCACUGGCCGCUUCCGCCCGUACAGUCCUGGCGCCAGACCCACCACCGCCGCUGGGACCAGUUUGGAUCGACUGACGGGAGAUGUGAAGAAGAAGCUGAAGCAUGCCAAGAAGUUCUGGUCGACGCUGCCGGACACCGUGUGCACCGGCGAGAGGAUCGCACCGGGCGACGAGUGCUGGAACGGAACCGCCAAGAGCAGGUACGAGUCUGUCGUCAUCGGCAACGGGCUGGCCAAUCAGGUAUCGAACCCCGACGUGGACGUGGACAUCACCAAGCCAGACCGAGUCAUCCGCAGCCAGAUCGCCGUGCUGAAGGAGAUGACGAGCUGGCUCAAAGCGGCGCACAUCGGCACCGACAUCUCGGUGGAUGCAGAGGAGGACGGCAGCGGAGCGGAGGAGAGCGGCAGCGGGUGCGACUCUCCGUCCUGCGACACGGACCGGGACAUCUACUUCUCCACCCCCCCGAACCCCAGCAAGCCCCGGGUCAACCCGGUGCAGGGCGGCCAGUCGGCCGGGGCGGCCUCCCGGGGAAGCAUGGCGCUGGCGCUCUGCGGCCUGGCCGCCGCUCUGCUCGCCCCCCACUGGAGAUAAGACUGGCUGGGCGGAGCACGAGAACCAACAGGAAUAAUGAAGCGAACGGGGGGAAGACUGUCAGAGAGACUUUCAAGAAAGGAACAAAAAGACUGCCUUCAGGACCUCAGACUGUCCGCCUUGGGGGGGAAAGACUCUUCCUAAUAUUACAAUAACUUCGCUAUUAACUAUUUGUAUGUUUUAAGGACAUCGGUGUACAGCAAUAUGAUUUUUUCCCCGCAGGACAUCCACCCUUUUCCCCCCACAGAUGCGUGUUUCGCCACGCGGCUCUGUCCAAACCAGCUCCCGGUUCUGCUUGCAGCAUUAUAAACAUCAUAUAAUGGUCUCGUUUUGGCAGUUUGAUCUCAUCACCCAAUGUGUGCCUUCUUCAGCGAUCGCCGUCAGAUAGCGAACAGACUGGCGAACACGGCGCGAUCCGCGCUUUUCCCGCCAUUCAGAGAUCCACUGAAUUCAUGAGUUCAGUCGUCAUCGCAGCAGGUUUUUUUUUGCUCAGUAUGGGUGAGCGCUCUGUUUUGUGCAGGUAGAAGCGGCAGGCGGCCUGCAGGCGGCGUGGUUUCUGCUGAGCGCAGAGGAAGAUGUUGCAGCGCAGGUGGAAUCGGUCUUUAGAAGAGCCUGGCGGCUCGCAGCGAGCUCAAACGCGCAUCAUUGUAUGAACUUCAUUUCAAAGCUUUCGCUUGUCUCCUCAUUAAUGUUUUACCCUCCGUAGUAAAGUCAUACCUCAUCCAUCCUGGUGGCGUGGAGAUGAAAGGGUCUGGUUGGUGACGCGGCCGGUAUCUUCUCCUGCCGUCACACCUGACGAAGGCAAAAGCUGACGAGUUCUGAAAACCCCCACCCCCUUUCUUUUUUCUUUUCUUUUUUUUUUUUUUUUUUUGGUACUGUAAGCUCGGUUUGGCACAGAAGAUCUGACUCUACACAGUCUUGCUCUUUGGGGAAAAGAAAAUCCGGCCAGAGAACAGGAACAAAAGACAGUGUUUUGAUCAAAUGAAAUCAAGAAAAGAUUAUUUUAAUACAGGGUUUUAUGUGGAGGAGAUGUUGUAAUUUUAGCUAUUUUUGGUAUGAAGAUAUAUAUUAGGUACUACAGUGGAUGUUACUGCUAGUUUUAGGUGGUGGAAGAGGACUUUGUGCACAGACGAUGGGGGCACUUUGGUCAGUGUCCAGUUUUUAUUUUUUUUUUUAAAGGCUUUAUGGGGGGGUUUCAGCAGCCCACAUUCCCCAUCCCACAACACACACUUGUACCUCUUCAAUGGCCUUGUGGCACUAUCGACGGACUCGUCCCGACCCGUUUGAUCUACCUAUCCUCUUCCUAAUGUUCUCACCAUUUCAGCUGCAGGAGGAAUGUCGAAGUAUCGUCUCGAGUGAUGAGCAUCUUCUAAGAGAUGCUGGAAUAAUCAGCCGGGACUCCUCCUCCGUUGCCGUCUGGAAGCUCAGUGCAGGAGGGCGUCUUCUGAUUGGAUAAUCGGGUGUGUCGGUUCGGCUGCCUGGCCGUCUCGUCUCUGGAGCGAUGCCAGCCCUCAGCGGCUCGUGGUUCAUGAACUUAUGCAUCUCGUUUAUAGUCUCUGCAAGUUUGCUUUAGUACUGAAAGAUGAUCCAAAACACACGAACGAGGAGAAUCUGAACUGCACGGUUUAGACGGGGGGGAAAAUGAUUCUUUAAUUUAUUGAAUUGAUUAUGUUUGGGGCUUUAAAUAUUCAGUCUGUAAAAUUUGACAAAAAAAAAAAAAAAAUCUACUUCUUGAAGCUAUUAUUUGUGAGAAACGAAAGAAACAAUCCACGUUGCUUCUUGUUUGGCUUUGAAAUGACAGGUUGAUUGUAAGAUGAGGCGAAUUUGGUUUGUUAGUUUUUUUUUUCUCCCCCAAAAGAAACGAGAAACAUCAAUCAGAUUUGAAGGAUUUGACGAAACAUCUAUGCAACCUGAAAGAAAUACUCCGGCCUUUGUUUUCUUUUCUUUCUUUCUUUUUUUUUAAUUUUAAAUCAUGAAGCUGUGCUUCAAGCAGCUCAAUCAGGCAAUUACUCCCAGUUUUGUGUCCUUCCAGCAUUUCUACCAGGGCUUCUGCAUGUGUUUGAGUCACGUGGAAGCGCCGUGUCGAGUGUUUCUGAGCGUGAGAGGAAAUGUUCUGGGUGAUGGUGAUAGAUGUCUGUGCUUGCGGGCCAGGGCAGAAGCGUUUUUUUUUUUUUUUUUUUUUUUUUUUUUUAAUUUUAAUGUGUAUUGUUAUUGGGGCUGGCGGAGAACGAGGAGGAGAAGGUCCAGCUGCUGGAUGAUGUUGGUUCAAUCCGCAGAGCAGCGACUGAAACGUGGAGUCGGGGAGGGGCUGAAACCUUCCCGUCUGCCUUCGGCCCACAAGAACAGAGAGGAGGCGCCGUCGGAGGAGGCGGCGGCGGCGAGCGAGGAGAAGGAGAAAUGUGUAAAUAUACAGAGCAGCCGUGUCUAGAUGUCUCUAAAAGAGGCCUUAACAGUUCACCAGAUUUUUACAUGUCAGAGUAUCUCCUAAAUGUUAUGAAAAAACAAGAUGAGAUAGAUGUUAAAUUGUAAGAGAAAAUGUAUAUUAAACAUGUCUUAGUCUUGUUGAAAUAAAGACUGCCAAUAUUUAAA